GUUUAAGUAGGUCAAAUAUUUCUUUGUUGUGGCACGUUAAACGUGGAUUUUGAUUUACAUUGACAGACUAUAAGUUCAAUCUAGUUAUCGAUAAAGAAACUCGGAAAUAGUAAAUAAUUGAAAAUUGCAUGUGUAAAUAACAAAUUAGGUCAAGACAACCCGAGUCAAUUACACUUUACUACAGAGUUCGACUCGUAACGGGAAGAAGAAGAAGAAGAAGAAGAAGAAGAAGAACCAUUCCCUUGUUGUGUUAUAUUUUUGUGUAUGGACGUUAAACGUGAUUUUAGUUUUAAAACAUUGAGGAAAAGUUCAACCCAUUCAUCGACAAAGGAACUCGAAAAAGGGACAAACUUGAACUUAAAUCAUGUCAGCAACUGGAUCAGUCCGUGGAUUUACCGAGUUCGACGACCUUUGCCGCGGCCAUCAAGGUUACUCGUACAACCUUGCAGCCUUGUUCGAAUUAUGUGAUCAUGACGAAUUGAAUCGACAUAGGCAUGCAGUUUCUUUUUUGGAAGCUUUGAAAAGACUAAAACUAAAAAUAGUAGAUUCUUUUAGUGAUUUGCAUAUACAGACUAAACGAAAAGUGACCGAUUAUACAAUUGGUAAGACAUUUGUAAAACAAAAAAUAGGGGCUUCCUUUAACCCUAUGAAACCGAAUACGUGGUCUCUUGGAGGAGGAAUAAAUGGUAGAUGGCAUGAUUACAAGAAGGAUGAUUAUGACGGUUUAAUUGUGUUGGCAUGCAUUGAAAGGGAUCUUAUUCCGCAGAAUAUCAAAGAAUGCUACAAGAGGGCAAUUCAGAAAACAAUCGCAAUGAAUCAGCAAAAUUAUGCUCUUGCCCUGGAGCAGGCUUUGAUACAAUAUUAUGCAUUAAUCAAACCAGACGAAAGAAUGCGCAAUCAAUCCUUCGAUAUCGGCAAUUUAUCAAAGGAAAUAUACAAGGGAGGAAUUGUGUAUGUAGCGUAUAAACUUGAGCCAGAACCUUCUUAUUCAGAUGAUGAAUUGGAAGCACCUGCUAAUUCAGUUCCGGCCACCAAUGUUAAACAAGCAGCAAUUGAUCAUCUAAAUCUCCUGUUAAAGGAAAACGGAUUAUAUUUCUGCUGUGAUAUUUCAAAUGAUGGGAACUCGUUUUUCCAAGCAUGCAGCGAUCAGCUGAGUCGUCUUGAGUUAGCUAAGAUGGAUCAUUUACAACUCCGGCAACUUAUUAUUCCACAACUGAAAGAUGUGUCUGAUGAAAAGAAAGAAUCUAUCAAUUUAGCCAACGAAAGUUGGGAAACAUAUUUGACAACAAUUGAAAAGGAGGGAACAGUUGUCGGGGAUAUUGUUGUGGAAAGAAUGGCAAAGUUUUGGCGCAGAAAAAUUGUUAUCUACUCUCGUUCUGAUCCCGAUGAAAUAACAGAAGAAUUUGUAAACGAAGAAGAUGGGGUAAAUGGACCUCCACUCUUACUUGCAAAAGAAAAACUAUACUAUCAGAGUUUAAAAAGGGGUGAUGGUAACGUAGAGGUUAAAGGAGAAUCAACAAUCCUAAAAAGACCUGCACCUACAGAAGCAGCGGUGGCAAAUCCAUCAUCACCUUUAAAGAAACAAAAGAAAAAAACGCUCGUAGAUGAACAUAAGAUAUCGACUUCAACACCAUCAGGUGACAACGAAACAAAAACGGAACCAAAAGUUCAAUUCAUCCCACGACAGAAAAUUGACGAUGGGGCUCAGAUAACUGGUGGCAGAAACCCUUCAAAUACUUCAUCAUCAAAAAGUCUGUCUAAACCGAAAAUAAAUAUGUCUGCAGAUGAAAACACCUCAUCAUCACAAAGUCCAUCUAAACCGAAAAUACAAAUGUCUGCGAAUGAAAAUACUGCUACGUCAAAAGCUCCUUCUAAACCUAAAUUAAAUAUGUCUACAGAUGAGAAGAAGUUAAUUCUGAAGACUUAUAUAAAACAAGAAGUAAAAACCGACUGGGACAAACUUAGAGAAACUGUGUAUUUACAUCGUCAUGAAUGUUUACCACGAACAACAUUUGAGCAUUACGAGAAAACCCUUACCCCUGCCAGCUUAAAGCAGAGAAUCAAAUCGUUUAUCCAAUCUGUGAUGAGAGGUAAGAAAGAAAACGAGAAAGAUCUUGAGGUGAUAUACCUUAUCUCAAAGAUGAAUGAACAAACCUUGAACAAGUUAUCAUAGCAACAAUAACGUUUAGGUUUAGUCAAUAUACUAGCUAAAUGUAAUUUUCAAUCUUUUAUAGAUUGUAUUCAAAUAACAUUUUAGUUUGAAAGUUAUUUUAUAUAUAUUUUUUUUAUCAAUUUCAAAAAGAAAAUUGUGUUUUUUUUCCAUUUUACAGAUCAUUUUCUUUUGUACAUUUUAUAUAAACUUGUUACAUUGGCUGCAAUUGAUCACAGUGAUUUCUGAGUAAAAACAAACCAUUUUCAGUCAUCUGACGUCAAUCAACAUUUGGUGCUUUCAAGACAUCGGAUAUGACGUUGCAAGAAAAUGAAUUGGGAAUUAGUAGAAAAAGAUAUGGUUCCUUUUAUUUUAUACUUUGUUUCCAUUAAUCAGCAAAUGGUCAAUGUAAUGAAAGAAACAACUAAUUGAAUAAUUCAAAUUUAUAAAAAUAUUCAACUUGUGACCGAACAACACUGAUAACUUACUCAUAAUGAAACGUGCAUUCAGGAAUCGGUGUCAAUUUUGGUCAACCGUUAGAGAUUUCCAAUAUGUGUAUACCUUAAUUAGAUUUUCUAUAAAUAUAUGCCUUUGUCAUAAAUUUCAGAAAUCAGUUAUUCAAUUUUAUUUAUCAAAUUCGACAGGACGCCAUAACUUGAUGAGCAAGGUGGAGUUCGAUGAUCUAUGAUGAAGUGUAAUGAUUUAAUAUACAAGUUAUUAUCUUUAACAUUUAUAAGUUUAUAAGCUCUGAGAAAAAUAACGCAAAAUCGUGCAUCCUGGGAGUUUCCCGGACUCUUUUUGACAUUAAAAAGCUAUUUUUUCUCCACAAAAUUCUGGUCUCGAAGCAAAAACAUAGAUUGAUUAUAGUUUAAGACUUUUACAUUUUAUGGACAACAUUAAAAGACCGAUAUGUAGAAUAGAGCAAAAAUCGUAAUUCUCAAAAUCAUUAAUACCGGAUCUGUCUGUCUGUUCUCAUCUUGUAUUGUUCUUUGACUUUGGUGAUUUUUUAUGACUAGAUUUAAACAGAGUGACAGUGUAGUAUUAUACUUAAGUCGACACUAGGGACCAUCUUGGUAAAAAUUAUACUUUUUUUUUUUUAUUGUUGAAGAACCCUCCAGCAACGUUGACCAUUGAUCAUUAGUAUUUUUUCUAUGGAUUGACUUUGUGUGUGGUUUCGUGCACAUUAACACAAUAUUCCUUUAUUUUCUGGUUAAAGGUCUGAACAUGACUUAAUACAAGUUUAACCUUUCAAUGUUAAAGGUCAUAUGGCAAUACAUUAUUGUUUUUUUUCCUCAAAUUAUUUGAUAUCGGGAAAUUGGUGACCUUACUUUAAUUUAAACCAUGUCAGCUAUCUAGUUUUGUCCAAGAGGGGACCCACUGACUGCCUAAGACUAAGAGGGGACCCACCCCAGUUAUGCUUCAGUAAUUCCCUAGAUAAACAACCACAAAUUUUUCCCACAAAAGGGGGGCGUGCCCCCUGAAAAACCCUCUAAAUCUGCCUCUGAGAUUCCCUUAUUUUUUUUUACAAAACACCGCUGUAUCGCAAAUAUUGAAAUUUUAUAAAAAAGGAGAUGUGGUAUGAUAUGAAUGCCAAUGAGACAACUAUCCACCAAAGACCAAAAUGACACAAACAUAAACAAUUAUAGGUCACCGUACGGCCUUCAACAAUGAGCAAAGCCCACACCGCAUAAAGUCAUCUAUAAAAGGCCCCGAUAAGACAAUUUAAAACAAUUCAAGCGAGAAAACUAACGGCCUUAUUUAUGUAAAAAAAUUAACAAAACACAAAUAUGUAACACAUAAACAAACGUCAACCACUGAAUUACAGGCUCCUGACUUGGGACAGGCACAUAAAUAAAUAAUGUGGCGGGGUUAAACGUGUUAGUUGAUUGUUUCGAAGAGAUUCCAAUUAGUUUUUAAAAAAUGAAGCAAAACGUAUAAUGAUCUUAAGCUCGGGAUCACAAAAUAUGUAUUGUUUAUAUUUUUGAUUUAGUAGAUUGCUUAUGUUUUAUUCCUGUAGCAAGUGCAAACAUAUUUUAUUUUUAUAGUUAAUAUAAUCUGUAGACAGCCUUAUUAAAAAUUGCUUUGAUCAAAAUGAGUUACUUUCUUUACCUGAGAUCUCCCCCAGUUUUUGGUGGGGUUCGUGUUGCUUAGUCUUUAGUUUUCUAUGGUGUGUCUUGUGUACUAUUAUUUAUUUGUUUGUCUUUUUAAUUUUUUAGCCAUGGCAUUGUCAGAUUAUUUUCUAUCUAUGAGUAUGACUGUCCCUCUGGUAUCUUUCGCCCCUUUUUAAAUAAAGUUGUUUUUAUUAUUAUCAUUUUAUUGUACGCUAAAGAGCGAUAGUCGGUGCUCAGUAAAAUAUACAAAUGCCUUGCCGUCACCUAUUGUAAAAAUCGCUGACAAAUGGAUUUGUAUAUAAAAAAAGCCUCCAUGAAGAGGAGUAAUUGAU
Messenger RNA from Mytilus trossulus (common blue mussel), 4592 nucleotides. RefSeq lists its product as uncharacterized. The coding region runs from base 365 to 2173 and encodes 602 amino acids. The transcript is spliced from 8 exons. The record is from RefSeq and is a predicted model, not a curated record. Gene Ontology annotation, biological process: protein deubiquitination. Lineage: Eukaryota; Metazoa; Mollusca; Bivalvia; Mytilida; Mytilidae. Gene Ontology annotation, molecular function: cysteine-type deubiquitinase activity.